UCCGGACUGAGCAGGAAUGUGGAGCCCAGCGACGUCACCUCGAGCCGCCUGGGGUGUCGUCGAUGACUAACUUUACAAAAGGGACGCGGGCGGCGUUUCCAUGGUAACGCGGAUCACCAGGACGCCCUGCCUCGCCGUCGCCGAGCUGCAGGAGGGAAAUGCCAUUUCACGACGGAGUGUACUACCCCUACACCGGUGACACCCAGGGGGCCCGCUCCUCAGCAGGGAUCCCCUCCCUCCUGAACUCCCCGCUCAGUCAUCACUCUGCCUCCGCACCAGGGAUGAUGACUCCAUCCAGCGGAGCCUCCUCCGCCGUCCUCCCCCCCUUCAAGUUCCGCCCGCGCAGGGAGAGCGUGGACUGGCGGCGGAUCAACGCCGUGGACGUGGAGCUGGUGGUGAGCCAGCUGGACGUGGACGCCCUGCAGGAGCACAUCAGCACGGUGACGUUCUGCAGCCUGGACGGGGAGCGGUGCCAGCGCUGCCAGAGCCCCGUGGACCCGGCUCUGGUCAAGCUGCUGCAGCUGGCCCAGCUCACCGUGGAGUGGCUCCUGCACUGCCAGGAGUUCCUCAGCCUCAACCUGCGCGCGGCGGAGGAGAGGCUGCAGGCGGCCGGCAGGGAGCGGGAGCAGCUGCUGGAUCAGGGGAAGAAGCAGGAGGAGAAGGUGAAGGCGCUGACGGGAGAGCUGAGGCAGCGGAAGAAGGUGAUUCGCACCCAGCAGUCCCUGCUCGCGCCGCGGAUCAUCAGCAGCCAGAAGUGUUUAUAUUGUGACAAAUCCUUUCUCAACUCCUCCUUUCUUCACAACCACAUGCAGCGUCGGCACCCCGAUGAACAUCAGACCCAUCUCCAGUCAGACAGUGAGAAGAAAUCGCAGAUUGAUUCUCUAAAACUGGAGAUCAGCAGUCUGAAGGGUCAAGUCGUUCAGCAGCAGCAGGCCUUGCAAGACAAAAUAGCUCAGGAAAAAGAGCAGCAGUCCAUGCACAAAGACCUGCUGAGAGAACUGGAGCGCUUCAAGGCGGAAGAGAUGGCGCGCAUGGACAGAAAGAUAGAGGACAGCAGGGACGGCAUACGCAGGGAGAUGGAGUUUCUCUACAACCGAAAUAUUCAGGCUCUCAAUGAAGUGAAUCAGAAUCAGACGAGCAAGCAGGAGAAAACGGUGAGCCCAGUGAGCUCCCAGCUGGAGAGAGACGUGGACAUCUACAAAGAGAUGCAGCUGCAGGCCAUCCAGAAGCUGGAGCACCAAAUGAAGAAACAGGAUAAAAAGUGGGAAUCCAGACUACAAGAAAUUAAGGGUCAACAUGAGUCUGAGAAGAAUCAGCUGCUGAACGAGCUGAGCAGAAUGCAGCUGUCCGUGUCGGAGCACCAGGAAACCAGCCAGAGGCUGCAGCAGGAGAUGGGCAGGAGGCUGCAGGACAAGGAGCAGACCAUCAGAGCUCAGAAAGAGCAGAUAAAGACCUUUUCCUCAAAUCCACCCACCAGAGUAGUGGAAGCACCAGUCUUCAGCCUGGCACCAACGCCGGAGCCCAAGCAAAAGAAAUGUGGAUCUGAAGAGCCGGUCUCUGUUCUUAAGCUGGAUCCUAUACAGGAGUUGUCUGAAGAGGAUAAAGAAUCCAGCAGCAUCUCCGAGAGGAGGACAGUAGAGAAGAAGCAAGAGCCGACACCAGAGAGGAAGCAGAGAGCGGCCGCCGGGGCUCUGAAAAGAAACGCCAGCAUCAAGAAGGAGAUGCGUCCAGAGCUGGAGCAGAGCGUGACCAGGAAGCUGGAGAGCCUGGGAGUCAAGCCUGACCAGAGAGGUCUGAAGAACAAGGAGCUCACUUCUGUCCUGGCCAAGCUGCAGUCCAAGCGGCAAAGCAUUGCAAAGUCCAUGCCUGAGUACUGGCGUAGCAGGGAGGAGAUAUUCCAGCUCGUGGAGCAGAAGCUGGGGGGUCAGAGGAGAAGCAACGGUCCUGCUGCAGAGUCACAGGCCAGACACAGGCAGCCUGUUCACACGUUGCAGAUCCGGCCGCGGUCCAGCAGCCUGCCCUCCAGAGCCAGCCAGGUGACGAUAUCCGGACCCGCAGUCAGGCAACCUAAGACCCCCCAGCCGGCACCACGGGCCAGAACCACCGUCCAGCCCAAGACAUCCACGCCCAACACCAAGACUGCGUUCAGGGUCACAAGCAGGACCCCACCCUUCAGUUCAGAGGAGGAAUCUGAAGAGGAAGACUCGGACGUGGACGAGGAGGAGGAGCCCCCAAAACAUCAGAGAGGCAAGUCCCCGAAGCCCAGAGCCAAGCAGCCCACCCCGAUGCCGACGAGGGCGAGCAGAACCGCCCCGGUCCUGGCCAGGCAGGCCGCGGUGACCCGGGCCUCGGUGGGAGGCGUCACCCGGACAGCCGUCACCAAGAUGGAGAGCGAGGAGGAGGAUGACUGGUCAGACGUGAGCGAGCUGCAGGAGAUCGACCCAAAACAGCUCCAGGGAUACAAAGACCAGAACGGCAACGUGGACAAGAGGAACCACGAGAAAGAGAACACAAUCAGCAACAUGGCUAGAAAAAUGGAGAAGCAGUUUGCAGAGAGAUCUGUGAAGAAGCCAGCAGGGGGCGUCAGCAUCUUACCAGGGAGGAGGGACGAGGUUCAGGAGCUCUCAUACACAGAUGAUCUGGAGGAGAGCAGUGACUGGAUGAUUUCCUCCCUAGAGGAGAAGCAGGAGGUUUCCAAACCAGCAUCCCUCCACCAGCCCGGGGCCCUGAGGAGGAGCCUGGACUCGGCCAGCACCAGCGUCUGGGGAACCUCCACGGGGAAGGGGCCCCGCUCAGGUGUGACGGAGGCGGGAACAGGAAGUACCCUGAAGAGCAGCCUGUGUUCCCUCAGCGACAUCAGCGACUCCGAGGACUUGAGCAGCAAGCAGAACUGACUCUGGAGCUGAGAGAGACAGCGGACCUCCGUCAGCUCCCCUGCACCAGUCCAUGCCACGGAGAAAUGCUGGAUUUACUCUUAUUCAAGAUGAAAAGCAAUACUUAACUAGGACAUUGGACCCCUUCAGUCUCUAGGAACUAACAUUAUAUUGAUAAAAACACCAUCUAAUCAUUAUGUGAGAGAUAAAUGACAUGAAUAGAACUGAUUUUCAUUUGCUUUUAUGACUCACUUUUUCAGGGUUUUAUUUGUAAUCCCCUUCACGCUCUAUGAGGAGCUGUUUUUUUCUGUUAUUUGUGUAAAAUUUUAUACAUCAAAUUUUCUAUUCUUUUCACGCGACGAAUGACGUGACUUUGUAUAGAAAUAUUUAUA
Cololabis saira (Pacific saury) is the source of this 3265-nucleotide messenger RNA. RefSeq names its product DAZ interacting zinc finger protein 1 (gene dzip1). Gene Ontology annotation, biological process: cilium assembly. NCBI's taxonomy places the organism in Eukaryota, Metazoa, Chordata, Actinopteri, Beloniformes, Belonidae. The transcript is spliced from 19 exons. Bases 159 to 2894 code for a protein of 911 amino acids. The record is from RefSeq and is a predicted model, not a curated record. Gene Ontology annotation, cellular component: ciliary basal body; cytoplasm.